CCUCUUUGUUUUAUGUGUUCUUGUCAGCCUACCAGAAAAAUUUGAGCACAAAAUCUCCUCAUUGGAAGAUUCAAAGGAUCUUUCAAGGAUGACUUUGAGUGAACUUGUUGGUUCUCUUCAAGCCGUUGGGCAAAGAAAGGCUAUUAGACAAGAAAGUACAUCUGAAGGAGCUUUCCUUAUGACAGAAAAAGGAAAAGCUCAAGUGAAAGAAGAUGACACUCAGGUGAUAGGUGGAGGUAAAAAGCAGUUCAACAACAGAAAAGGAAAAGAAAAGAGAGAGUACCAGUAUAGCAGAAAGUGCAAGAAGUUUGGCCAUGUUGAAAGGGUUUGCAAGCAACAAGCAAAUCGUGUACAGCAAGCUAAAGUUGUUGAAAUUGUGGAUGAAGAUGAAGAGAAGUUGUUCAUGGCAUCAAAGGUAGAAAAGAAUUGUGUCGCUGCAGUGAAUGGUGAUUUAUGGUUGAUUGAUAGUCGUUGCACAAACCAUAUGACACCAAAUUUGAGUAUCUUCAAAAGCAUUGAUAGAAGUUACUCCUCCAAAGUCAGAUUAGGAAAUGGAGAUCUGGUGCAAGUGAAAGGCAAAGGUGUAGCUGCAAUAGAGACUUCUACAGGUAUUAAAUAUAUUCAUGAUGUGUUAUUUGUACCUGAUAUAAGUCAUAAUUUGAUCAGUGGUGACCAAUUAUUGGAGAAUGGUUAUGUUCUGAAUUUUCAUGGCAAAAUGUGUGAAAUUGUUGACAAGUCUGGUACUAGAUUGUUUUCGGUAAAGAUGUUUGAUAGGAGUUUUCUAGUGGAAUGGAAGCAUACUAAGGUGCAUGCUUAUCCUAGUAUUGUUGAUGAAUUUGAAAUUUGGCAUAAAAGAUUUGGCCAUUAUAAUUACAGUUCAUUGAAACUGAUGCAUUCACAUGAAAUGGUUGCUGAUUUACCUGCAAUAGAAGAUUGUGGUUCUGUGUGUGAUGCUUGUCAAAAGGGAAAGCAAUCCAAAUUCCCUUUUUCAAAGAAAAGUAAUUGGAGGGCUACAGAACCAUUACAACUAAUACACUCUGACAUUUGCGGCCCUAUGAAAACAGAAUCUAUCAAUGGGAGCAAAUAUUUUCUGUUGUUUAUUGAUGAUUUUAGCAGGAUGUGUUGGGUUUAUUUUCUAAAGCAAAAGUCAGAAGUGUUUAAUAAGUUUGUGCAGUUUAAAGCUAUAGUUGAAAAUGAGAUUGGCAAGUCAGUGAAAGUUCUAAGAACAGAUAAUGGUGGUGAAUAUACCUCACUCCAGUUUAAGCUUUUCUUGAAGAGCCAUGGCAUAAAACACCAACUCACAGUACCAUACAAUCCUCAGCAAAAUGGUGUCUGUGAGAGGAAAAAUAGAUCAGUUAUGAAUAUGGCUCGGUGUCUCUUGUUUGAGAAGAACUUGCCAAGAAAAUUCUGGGCUGAGGUUGUGAAUACUUUUGUAUAUCUGCUUAACAGAGUUCAAACAAAGGCACUUGAUAGGAAGACCUCAUCUCAAGGUUAUAGCAGUCAAUCAAAAGGCUACAGGGUGUUUAAUGUGAGGACUGGAAAGAUUGAAGUCAAUAGAGAUGUCAAGUUUAAUGAAGCUGCAACUUGGAAUUGGGAGAAUCCAGAAGUUAUAUCUUCUGAGACUAGUCUUGAAGAUGAAACUGAUGAGGAUUAUGCAGUUAGAGGUACUAGAUCACUAGCUGAUAUUUAUGCAAGGUGUAAUGUUAGUGUUGUUAAACCUCCAAAUUUCUAUGAAGCUAUGAAGUCAGAGGUCUGGAGAGCUGCAAUGCAAGAGGAGUUCAAUAUGAUUCAGAAAAAUGAUACAUGGCAGCUUGUGGAUCGACCAGAUAACAAGAAAGUCAUUGGUGUUAAGUCAACAAAUGUGAAGCUAAUUGGAUUUACAGAUAGUGAUUGGGUUGGUUCAGAGGAAGACAUGAAGAGUACCUUAGGACAGUGUUUUUCUAUUGGUUUAGGGGUGAUUAGUUGGAGUUCUAAGAAGCAAGAUUCAGUUGCCAAGUCAACAGCAGAAGCUGAGUACAUUGCUGCUUCUCUUGCUGCAGAUCAAGCUGUGUGGUUUAGGAAACUGAUGAAUGAUUUAAAACAACCUCAGAUACAUCCUACUGAGUUGUUUUGUGAUAAUUUAUCUUCUGUUGCAAUUGUUAAGAAUCCUAUUCUUCAUGGUAGAACCAAGCAUAUCAAGAUCAAAUAUCAUUCUAUUAGGGAGAUGGUUAAUGAAGGUGAAGUUCGUGUUUUGCAUUGUGAUUCAGAUGACCAGAUUGCUGAUAUAUUCACUAAAGGAUUACACAAGUUCAGAUUUGAGACACUAAGAGACAAGCUUGGGAUGAGCAGCAUUAGUGUCAAGGAGGAGUGAAAACAGCAAUGUAAAGACAGUGACACAAAUGUUGUCACAUUAUUUUUUCAGUUUGUAGCAGUUAUUAGUUGGUUUUUAAUCCAGUUUGUUUUUCCAUUGUAGUGCAGUUAACUUUCAGUUUUUAGUAGUUUCUUUAUUUCCUUGUAAAAAGCAGAUUUGUUUAAUGGAAAGUUUCAGUUCUGCACUUACCAGAUCUUCAUCUCUUUGUUUACAAACUAACACUGUAGGACAUUCUAGCCCCUUUUCUCAAUGUCCAGGUUUAGCUUUACAUGAUAUGAAUACGGUCUAUGACUCCAUGUUUUAUAUCCAUUUUCUAGAUCAAAUACAAGACAUAAUUGAAA
Messenger RNA from Rubroshorea leprosula, 2691 nucleotides. Lineage: Eukaryota; Viridiplantae; Streptophyta; Magnoliopsida; Malvales; Dipterocarpaceae. The record is from the annotation of a GenBank genome assembly.